This is a messenger RNA of Ambispora leptoticha, 654 nucleotides long. The record is from the annotation of a GenBank genome assembly. Lineage: Eukaryota; Fungi; Glomeromycota; Glomeromycetes; Archaeosporales; Ambisporaceae.
AUGUCGCCUGAACUGUUUAAGACUCGGAUUCAAAGAAUCAACGAAAUCAUAACACAAACGCGUGCUCCGCGUAUAUUUUCUUUUACGCCAUUCUUAUUAUUGGUGACAAUUAUUAGCAGUCCGAUAAUUGUCUCAGUGAUCAUGUCUGUAUUAAGAUCUAGUUCUCAAGGGAACGAUUCAAAUUCGUCGUCACCUUCAAAAUUAUUUUCAGCUUAUUUGUAUGCAUUCUCGGCAAUUUUUGCAUGUUAUAUCGUGGGAUUUUUUCUCUUUAUAAAGAGAUUCGAAGUAAAGCAAAAUAAAGCCAUUAAUAAGCAGCUCGAAAUAUUCAAUAUUAUCGAUAAUCCGAAUCAACUAAACUGGAGAAUAGAAGUCAAGUUCGAAAAGGAUGAAGGCUCAAAUUCUAUGUUGAUGCACGAAAAGAAAUUAGUAUUGGACAUCAUGACAUCCUAUUCGACCAUAAUACAAUUACAAUUUCCCGAAGCAACAGUUAUCGAUAUCAAUAAAAUUUAUAAUUUCGGCUUAGCACGAACCUUUGUUUCAUCGAAUCUGGUUCCAACGACACGGAAUUCCGUGUUUUCGAAUUUACCACCUUCGUACGAUGUCGCUUCUAAAGAUUCGCCGCCUAAAUAUCAUGAAAUAAGUGAAUGUGUCUAA